GUGAACCGGACCGUCUGCACACUUCUUUACCGUUUUAAACUUCUCGGACUGAGAACAACAUCUUACUAAAAUCUUAAAUUACUUUUUCCCCCUUUUUUCUGCUUUUUCAUCUUUACCACAAAUGAGGAGAGAAAACACGCGAAAAAGAAGACGAAGAAGAAGAAAGGGGCUCUCCAUCAGCUCACCUUCCCGUCACUUCACACCUACUCUGAGGGUUCAGGCGACCAGCCAGGCGGAGAUGAAAAGCAGCCAAUGAGAGGAUGCUACAGUAAGACCCGGCCAUGGCUGCCCAUCGAAUCAUCAGAGUGACGAACAACAACCUCAUCCUCCCUCGCUGUAAAUCUGAGGGGACGCUCGUAGACCUCAGUGAAGGGGUCACCGGAGCCAGUCUCAGUGAUGUCAAAGUGCCUUCUCCCAGUGCCUUAAGGCUGGACACGUCUGCCUCCUAUGGCGCCGCUCAAGAAGUGGUUGCCAUAAAGGAUUAUUGCCCCAGCAGCUUUACAACACUGAAGUUCUCCAAAGGUGAUCGCCUCUAUGUGCUGGACACGUCAGGUGGAGAGUGGUGGUACGCCCACAACAACACGGAAAUGGGCUACAUCCCGGCCGCCUACGUCCAGCCGGUCAACUUCAGGAACUCUUGUCUUAGCGACAGUGGGAUGAUUGACAGUCUUGGGGAAGUGUAUGAGGACGGGUCGAGGGAGUUUGGAGGUUUGGGGGAGUGGACUGGGAUGACGCCGAAACCCUCCCCAAAUUAUGUCAACAGUCCUGUCUCUGUGAACCCGUUUAACCAUCCGCUAGAUCAAAACUGCAAAGAUACCGGUGUCAGGAACUCGGAUCUUAUUCUCUUUGAUGCACUGGCAUCACCAUCAUCUUGCUCCAACUUUAACACCAAUACAAUCAUGACCAAUGGGUUCAGCAACUGCCACAUUAGCAACACUACCCCAACUAGCCCAAACCAAGACAUUCUUACAAACCACCCCAGGGAUAACUCGUUUUUCAGGAGUAAACGUUCCCACAGUCUCUCAGAACUGUCCGUCCUCCAAGCGCAGUCAAAUCCAACCUUACCCUCUUCAGGAUUCUUUACAGGCCUUAAGGCUCCCUUACCGGAGCAGUUCCAGAGCAGAGAGGACUUCAGGACUGCUUGGUUGAACCACAGAAAGCUAGCAAGGUCUUGUCAUGAUCUUGAUUCGCUGGGCCAGAGUCUUGGUUGGGGUCAGACUCAACCGGUGGAGACUAACAUUGUGUGCAGGCUGGACAGUAACGGAGGAGUUGUUCAACUUCCGGACACCCACAUCAGCGCCCACAUCCCUGAAGGCCACGUCAGCCAUGGAGACCACCAGCAGAUCUCAAUGAAGGCCUUACUAGACCCUCCUCUGGAGCUCAACACUGACCACUGCUCCACUGUGAGUCCUGUGGUGGAGAUUAAGCUCAGCAACAUGGAAAUAAAGUCCUUUAUUACGUUGGAGAUGAAGGUAUCGGUAAAUGUCAAAAAGGAAAGUUGUCGCACUGCAGAGUUGCUUUGUGUUCGGAGUGACUGCAAAGAAGGGCCUUACACACCUAUUCCCAAUGCAUACAUAUACAAGGAUACAGUCCAGGUGCAGUUGGAUAGUCUGGAGCCUUGUAUUUAUGUGGCUGUUGUCGUUCAGUCACAGUAUAUCAGCCACAAUAUGACUGUUUGGGACCAUGUACAGAGAAAAGUAACUCUCGGUGUCUAUGGACCAAAGCACAUCCACCCUUCCUUUAAGACAGUUGUGGCCCUGUUUGGUCACGACUGCGCCCCCAAGACCUUGUUGGUAGGUGAGGUUGGCAGGCAGGCAAGCUCUGCUCCACCCGUAGCGCUCCAGCUCUGGGGGAAACACCAGUUUGUGCUGGGGUACCCUCAGGACCUCCAGGUGGGAUUGUACUCCAACAUGUCGAACUACCAGGUGAAGACAACUGAGAGUGCAGGGGUGAUUCAGGGAUUUCAGCUCAAACUGGGGAAAGUUAGCAGGCUCCUGUACAUGAUCACAUCACACAACCCCAACAGCAUCUCAGACUUUACUCUCAGGGUCCAAGUCAAGGAUGCCCUCGACUGUAUCCUCACCCAGUUCUGUGUUCAAACUCCACCACCGCCACCAAAAACGGGAGCGAGGAUUACAGGUCAGAGGAGGUUUCUGAAAAAGAAAGAGGUGGAUAAGAUUGUUCUCUCCCCAUUGGCUGUCACUUCCAAAUACCCAAAAUUUCAGGACCGAUGCAUCACCAAUCUUAAAUUUGGCAAGCUAAUAAAAACGGUGAUCAGGCAGCAUAAGAGCACCUAUCUGUUGGAAUACAAAAAGGGGGAUGUUAUUGCUUUGCUCAGCGAGGAGAAAAUCAAACUGCGAGGGCAACUGCGGACCAAAGAGUGGUACAUUGGAUACUAUCAGGGGAAGAUGGGUCUCGUCCAUGCCAAGAAUGUUUUAGUUCUGGGUAAAGUCAAGCCUAUCUAUUGGUGUGGGCCGGACCUGACUACCACAAUGUUGCUUGAGCAGAUCCUGAAGCCUUGCAAAUUUCUUACUUACAUUUACGCAACUGUGAGGACGGUUUUAAUGGAGAACGUGGGCAACUGGAGGGCGUUUGCAGAUGCCCUGGGGUACGGGAAUUUACCACUGAAUUAUUUUUGCCGGACAGAGCUGGAUAAUGAGCCGGAGAAGGUGGCAUCGGUUCUGGAGAAACUCAAAGAGGAGUGUACGAAUAUGGAGAAUAAGGAGCGGAAAUCAUUCCAGAGGGAACUCAUGAUGGCGUUGCUGAAGAUGGAUUGCCAAGGUUUGGUUGCCAGACUGGUCCUGGAUUUCGUCUUGUUGACAACAGCGGUGGAGGUGGCGUCUCGGUGGAGGGAACUGGCCGAGAAACUCGCUCGAGUGUCCCGACAGCAGAUGGAAGCUUACGAGGCUCCGCACCGCGACAAGAACGGGCUGUUGGAUAACGAGUCCAUGUGGAAGCCAGCCUACGACUUCCUCCUGACGUGGGCGGCCCAUGUGGGCGACAGCUACCGAGACGUGAUCCAGGAGCUCCACCUGGGCCUGGACAAGAUGAGGAACCCCAUCACUAAGAGGUGGAAACACCUGACCGGUACGAUAAUCCUCGUCAACUGCCUCGAUAUACUCAGAAGUUCCGCCUUUUGUCCAACCGGAUACGGAGAUUUUGCCGUUUGAGUGUUUUCAUCCGACUGGAGGACACUUUUAAAGAUUUGUCUUUGACAGAUCGUCAUGACGAUAUUGGAUUUAGUACGUCUCGGUCCUCGGAUUCUUCUGGGGAGUUUAGCUGACGCUGGAACAUUCGUUUGACAGGAAACAACAUUUUCUGUCAAUCAAACCUUUGACCGGCUGAUUGAGAAUAUCCGGCAAUUCUCUGCGCUUUUCCUCCGCUGUGGACCUUCAGGUCAUAAUCAUACGGCCUGUUUCAGUACAGAGCAUUGGAUUUGAAUCGUACUGUUACGAUCGGCUCUAAUAAGGGGCCGGACUAAAAGACGUCGUUGGCCAAUUUCUGGCUUUUGUCGACCCGGAGAAAAUCCGCCUCUUUGUGUUUGUUAUAUCCAUGUUUGCUUCCCUCUUCCUUCUCUCUUUUCUACCUCGCCCUUUAUCCGUCUCAUUUCUCUUUGUCUUUCUUUUGUUAUCUUUUUGUUAUCCUUUAGUAUUAUUGUCUGAAGCUGUUUUUCUUUUCUUUUUAAACUUUCUCCGAUUACUUCCAUUUCUUCUAACACAUCUCCCUCAGGACAACAUCAGAAACCUCAACCGCUGCGGUACACAACCACACAAACUGUGAACUUUAAACACUUUCACACCUGAGACUCAGCCGAGCGAGCUCACAAACUUGGCCUAUGUUUGCUGGCUACAUUUUUACAUUAGCGUCUUCUCUCUCCACUUCUGACAUGCAUGUUUUCACUGCCUAUCCCUGGAGUAUUUCUGCAACAAAGACACUGCAGACGUCUUUAAAACAUCUGCAAUGAAAAUGUUUCAUACAGUCAGAGCAUUCUGUCAGUAAUUAGCUUGCCAAAAACUAUUAGCUGAAAGCUAACUUUUCAUGUGACUCAGUGAGGUCCAUGCAGUAAAGGUACAGUGUUUGUAGACCAUAUAGUUCUAUUUUUUAUACUUUCAAUACGAUACAGAUGUUGAUUAACCAACAGUGUUAUUGUUGCCUACGUUUGGUUUGGAUUGUCUUUGUGUGCAACUCGUUUCCAUCGUGUUUCAGCCGCUCAAUAGACAUAAUUAGCCAACCAGCUAGUUGGCAUGCUAAUGCUAAGGAUUUCUUGCAUUCAUUUGUGCAGAAAGUGCACACCUCCACAGUGACGAGCUUACUUUUAAGGUGUAUUUUUGGGCGAUUGUUGCCUUUACUAGAUCAGACCGCUGAAGAGAGACAGGAAACGUUGGGAGGAGAGGGUGGGGGUCGGAUUCAAACCCAAGGAACGAGGACUACAGCUACUGUACAUGAGGCGCACAAGAUUACCGCUAGGCUAUCUGGGCUAACUUCCCAAGAUUCUUUUCUUCUCUUGUAGAGACAGGACAGUGGGAAGAGUCAGAAAUCUGGGACAGUGAGAGCGGGGAUUGACAUGCGGGAAAAGGAGGCACAGGUCGAGCCCUCUAACCACUAGGCCACAGACGCCCCGACAAAUUUAGAAUUUUCUUAACUCUCUGACAUCUCAGAGCCUAACUUUAAAAAUGUCUCUGGCUUGAUUACACAUUGAUAUUGAUCAGGUGUUUGAGUUUAAAUAAAGACACACUGAUCACGUCUUCAGAAAAGUAAAAAGUAUCACAAAGUUUUCAGUUUUCAGUAUUUAAAGACGUCUUUUCUUUGGUUCAUGGUUUCAGAUGUUUUCGUCUUUCUUUGUGACCUCUGCAGGUUUAAUCAUUCAGCUUUGUUGUGUUUCUUGGUCUUGUUUUGUCUGCUGCGGUGUUCUUGUAUCUGUUUGGAGUUUGGACAGAAAACGUGCGAGGAGUUUCUUUAUAUUUGUACUGAACGGCGUGACGCAGUGACGUCGGAUCACCUGUGACGGGUCGCACAUCUGAAAUCUGUUCAGAGU
This is a messenger RNA of Labrus bergylta (ballan wrasse), 5035 nucleotides long. Its product is annotated as SH3 domain-binding protein 4-A. Gene Ontology annotation, cellular component: cytoplasm. The record is from RefSeq and is a predicted model, not a curated record. Lineage: Eukaryota; Metazoa; Chordata; Actinopteri; Labriformes; Labridae. Gene Ontology annotation, molecular function: protein binding.